Molecule: messenger RNA, 4383 nt
Organism: Penaeus indicus
Lineage: Eukaryota; Metazoa; Arthropoda; Malacostraca; Decapoda; Penaeidae
Product: protein RER1-like
Exons: 6
Coding region: 97-687 (196 amino acids)
Biological process (GO): retrograde vesicle-mediated transport, Golgi to endoplasmic reticulum; protein retention in ER lumen
Cellular component (GO): Golgi membrane
Source: RefSeq, a predicted model, not a curated record
CUCAGAGACACGUCCUUUCCGGUGCGUCUCGAACGGAGGAGAAAAGCCGAGGAUUUUAUGUCAAAAAAGGACCGUUUUUAGGAUUAAUUGUCCAGGAUGAUGCAGGAUGUGUUAGAAACUAAUGAUCCCAUCUCACAGCCAGGACUGAUCCAGAGAUUAGGAACAAGCGUUAGCAGGCUAUACCAACAUUAUUUGGACAAAUGGACACCACACACAGCGUCACGAUGGGUCUUCACAUUGGUCCUGAUCGCUGGGUUUUUGUUACGAAUUAUGUUGAGGCAAGGAUGGUACAUUGUCUGCUAUGCCUUGGGGAUCUACCACUUAAACCUGUUCCUUGCCUUCCUAACUCCAAAGAUUGAUCCAGCAUUUGCACAGGAAGAGGAUGAUGGACCAAGUCUCCCCACUAAAGCAAAUGAGGAGUUCCGUCCAUUCAUGCGACGACUUCCAGAAUUCAAGUUUUGGUACAGUGUGACCAAGUCAACUUUAAUUGCCUUCACCUGCACCUUCUUUCAGCUGUUUAAUGUCCCGGUCUUCUGGCCUAUCUUAGUUAUGUACUUCUUAACCUUAUUUGGUAUUACCAUGAAGAGACAGAUACGGCACAUGAUCAAGUACAAGUAUUUGCCGUUUUCCAUCGGCAAGCCUCGCUACCAGUCUCAAGAGAAUAACAAACCUCCAGCCCCCCACUGACCCCACCGUACCCAGCACCCCAAGUCAAUGUGGUACCUGCCGUUCUUCCUGGGCAAGCUGCUGGACAAGUGAUAGGAGUGUGUGCUCUGCGCUGCGAAACAUCAAAGGAUGUCCCUUACUCCUCUGCGGAUCCUGUGCGAUAGGCUUCCCACCUACCACCCAAUUGGAUUUUUUUUUUUUUUUUUUCAUUGAUGUUUGAUUCUGCUGUUCUGUAUGUGUUUUUCUGGUUUGUUUAUGGUUUCAGUAGGUUUGGUGGGAGAUAGGGUAGGGUACGAAUGUUUAACAAGAACAACGGAUGGGUAAUAUCUUUUUUUAUUUCAGUUUUUUUUUUUCUUUUUUUUUUUUUCAUGUUGUGGAUCUUUGUUUUUACAAAGAAAUUCAGAUUUUAGAAGCGACUCCGUUUCUGAAGAGGAAACUAUGAGGAUAUGUAGCUAGAUGUUUAUAUAAGUUUAAAUGGAUUUAGUUUUAACAGCACCAUAAAGCUAAACAAAUGCUCUAAUGAGAAGAGAGAUCACUCACAAGAAGAUUGUGUCAACAGAUGGCUGGGUUUGGCUGUAGUGCAUAAGUGACUUGGUCUUAGCACUGAUGUGUCUUUUUGGUUCUCUACUUUUGGUUUAGACAACUUUAUUUCAUUGCAGUUCAUCUUACUGAAUGAGUCUAUUCGGGGCUAAUAUUGUCCUCUCAAAAAGUGAGAACGGUGGAGCUUCUGCACUAGGCCAUUCCAAUGUCUUUCCCUCUCUUGGAAAUUCUUGUGCAAAUAUCACCCAAAAGAGUUUGUGAUGCAAACACACAACCCUUAUUGUUUCUUCCUGCACUCGCAUUGUUACAAGCAUUAACAUGCUAUAUUAUAUAGAAAUUACUCCUCUGUUUGAUUUAAACGUGUGUAUGUAUGAAUGUAUGUAAAGUAUGUAUGUAUGUAUGCAUAAUUCACACAAAUUUUCCCUCUUUUUUCCCCUCACACCCCAAAAAGUCUUCAGUGCAAAGCCCAGUUUCAUGUAUCUGCUGCUUGUGGUUUAUAUGACAGUGUGGACAUGUGCUCUUUCAGCUGAGAGAGGAUUGGGGGUGGGGGUUCUCUUGGGGAAUACCAUUUAAGGUCAUCCGUUUUGUUAGCUGUGUACACUGAAUGAAAUUUAUUUUACAUUGUAUCUCUUCUCUUGGUAAAGCUCUUAGUUAAUGAUGGAAGCAGAGUUUUGUCCUUCUGGAAAAUUGUCAACCAUUUAGCAUUUAUGUUCUUGGUACCAUCUUUUCUAUUACUUUUACUGCUACUGUCAAUAUACAAGAUGUCCUGUUUUAUUUCAUAUAUAUAUUUUUUUUAAUGUUGCUUCUAAUUUUGACGGUGAUUCAUGUUGUCAAUAUUAUUGUUAACAUUGAAGCAUUGUAUCUCUCACUGUUAACAGUAGCAGCAGCAGCAGCCAUUCUACUGAAAAUCACUUGCCCUUUUGUUUUCUCACACUGUGCAUUGGUUUGUUAUUAUUGUUAUUAGUGUUCCUUUUCUCUUUUAUUAUCGUUGAUUAAUCAGACUACUGAUUAUUAAAGUUAUAGUAUUUUCUGGUAAUCACUUUUUUUUUCUUUUUUUUUUUCCCUCCCUCCUUCCUUUUCCUCUUUUUGUUUUCUCAAGAGGUUUUUUUUUAAAGACAACACGGACAAAAAGCCUCCAUAUAAGCCAGACGUCAGAAGCUCUUUAUCUGUGUGUGCAAGGUUGUGUAUGUCGAUGGGAAAUAUCCUCACAGAUGAUUUUCAUUUCGAGUUCAAAUUAGGGCAGUGCUUGAACAUUUUUUUGACACAUUCCUCUGCCAUCUGCCUCUUAUAGUUACUGAUGCCAUGCGAUUGCUGGAGAAAAACUGCCGUGUUGGACGGCGGGAAUGCGAGACGGAGGGGAUAUUUUGGCUUGUAUGAUCAUCUCCUUCUUCUCCUCCUCCUUCUUCUUCUUUUUCGUCUUUUUUGCCACCUCUGUUUCUUUGUAUUAUUAUUAUUAUUAUUAUUGCUAGCUAUUGUUAUUAUUUUUUUAAUUAUUUAUGAUGAUAAUAGUAAUGAUGAUAAUAAUAGUAAUGAUAAAAGUGUCAUUUUUAUUUAUUAUUAUUGUUUUUAUCAUCAUUCCUAUUGUUAUUAUCUUAUUAUCAUUAUUAUUGUUGUUAUUGAAUUAUUGUUAUUCAUUGUAAUUAUUAUUACUAUUGCUUAUUGUCAUAAGAGUUAUUUUUCCUAUUCCAAGUUCUAUUCCUUUUCCUCUUACUUUUUCCCCCCUCUUCCUCUUUUUCCUCCUCCCUUGUGUCGUCCUCCUCCAUCUUCACCUUAUCCCUGUAGCUUAAGGUUUUCACGGAUGGCGAGGGUAGCCCCUGCAUGGGGGGGUGGGGGGGAUAGUAAGGGACACAGGAAAACGGAAAUGACGCAGAUUUCACCUCCAAGUGUACGAGGCCUAUGCCGAAACCACAGGAGAGACCAAGCACACAUCCGUCCCUCGGCUCACUGCCAAAGGGGGGGGAGUCAGGAGGGAUGCCAGGUGUUAUUUAUGUUGUAAUGAUGAUAAAGAUAUUUAAAAAGAAGAUAAAAAGAAAGAGAGAGAGAGAAAAAAAAAAUGUGUAUUGGGUACCGUGUUUCAAGUGAGAGUGGACGAGUUGAUGAAAGCCUAUGUUAGUCAUUCAAGGUAUUCAGUGAAUGCCUUUAUUAUGGACGAGAUUCACAAUAUUAUUUAUCAGAUUAUGUGCUUUUUUGCCGAAAGAUAAUUGAAGCGAGAGAGAGAGAGAGAAUAAUAAAGAGAGACUUCCUUCCCCAUCAUUAUUUUCAUUAGAUCCCAAACUUACUUUAUUUUUGGUAUUUAUGUUGUUUUAGUUAUUAUGAAUAUUCCUUUUUUUUUUUUUUUUUUUUUUUUUUUUUUUUUUUUUUUUUUUUUUUUGCAAGCUCUGUUGUCCAAAAAGCAUGCAGGAAUCUUUGAUGAUCUGUAACAAAUAGAUAUAGAUUAUGUACAAUAUAUGUAUGUGUGUAUGUGCAUCUCAUUUCCUUUAAAACUGUUUUUGUAGCAUAGUUCAGGGUUCCUAGCAGUUGGUGGUUCAAUAAUUUUCUCUCCUUCAUCGUUGAAUUUGUGCUACCUCAGCACUGCCCAGGACUUGUUAAAAAAAAACAACAAAAAAAAACUUAGGGAAUUUCUUAACAACACCAUCAGAAUUCAUUUGAUUAUCUUUUUCAAGGCUUAUUGUAUAGUUUCCUCUUGUUAUUACUAGACUUGCAUUUACGAGGUGUACUGUGCUGCAUGUAUUUCUCCUUUCCGAGGUUUAACUUUAAAGAAAAAAACGUGCUCCUUUUUUUUCCCCCCAAAGGUUUUUCUCUUUGCUUUAACUGAGAGGAAUGAAUGUUGUGACAUGCAAGGUUGCCUUUUUUCCUUCAAAGGCAAGGAGAAGGAUAAAGCUGAUGAAAUUAUUGCAAAUUUGAAAGUACCAUUGUGGUAAUAUUUUUUAUACUUGUUUAUUACUACAUGCCAAUAUACUUAACCAUGAUAUCACCUCUUCGCCCGGUUACGUUUCAUUGUUAUUAGUUGUGCUGAUAAAAUUGUGCAAUGUUCUCUUUUUUUCUUCGUUAAUUUGUGUACAUAUGUAUUGUGUGAAUGAGGCAUUCCAAUUUAAAAUGUGUAUUUAAUGUAACCUUUUUACUUGGUAUCUUUGUACAGUCAUGUCAGGAAAUAGAUUAAAACAGUAUUUUGAUUGA